Messenger RNA from Rattus norvegicus (Norway rat), 6062 nucleotides. The record is from RefSeq and is a predicted model, not a curated record. Lineage: Eukaryota; Metazoa; Chordata; Mammalia; Rodentia; Muridae.
UGUGCAGCCUGCCUAGCGUUCCUGUAGGUGGUUAUUUCGGGGACGGACUGACUACGGGAGCCCAGCCGGAUCUUGCGGAAGUCCAUGCGCCAUUGGGAGGGACUCGGCGGCUGCUCUAUGCCCUUGUUGCUGAGGGCCGCUUCCUGGGUCAUUGCUGGAGCAGGAGUCGGAGUGGGGCCGACACGGGGCUCCCCCGUGGCCGUCUCGGCGCCUGUGUGUGGUCUGCGCUGGCGGGAUGUGGCGAGCAGGUCGGGCUGCCCUGGCCUGUGAAGUCUGCCAAUCCUUAGUGAAGCACAGCUCUGGAGUACAAAGAAACGUACCGCUCCAAAAACUGCAUCUGGUUUCCCGAAGUAUUUAUCGUUCACAUCAUCCUGCCCUCAAGCUUCAAAGACCCCAAUUAAGGACAUCUUUUCAGCAAUUCUCUUCUCUAACUAACCUUUCUUUACAUAAAUUGAAACUUUCUCCAACUAAAUAUGGCUACCAACCCCGCAGGAACUUUUGGCCAGCAAGGUUAGCUGCAAGGCUCUUAAAACUUCGAUAUAUUAUACUGGGAUCUGCUGUUGGAGGUGGCUAUACAGCCAAAAAAACCUUCGAUGAAUGGAAAGAUAUGAUACCAGACCUUAGUGACUAUAAGUGGAUUGUGCCUGACUUUAUAUGGGAAAUUGAUGAGUAUAUUGAUUUGGAGAAAAUCAGAAAAGCCCUUCCCAGUUCAGAAGACCUCGCCAAUUUCGCUCCUGACCUGGACAAGAUCGCCGAAAGCCUCAGCUUGUUGAAGGAUUUCUUCACUGCGGGUCCCAAAUUGGUUAGUGAAGUCAUAGAAGCUUCUGAGCCACUUCUCUUGUUAGGUACACCUGGAGAAACAGCAUUUAGAGCAACAGAUCAUGGAUCCGAAAGUGACAAGCACUAUAGGAAGGGUCUGCUUGGUGAGCUCAUUCUCUUACAACAGCAAAUCCAAGAGCACGAAGAGGAAGCCCGCAGAGCCGCUGGCCAGUAUAGCACGAGCUAUGCUCAACAGAAGCGCAAGGUGUCAGACAAAGAAAAGAUUGACCAACUUCAGGAAGAACUUCUGCAUACUCAGUUAAAGUAUCAGAGGAUCCUGGAGCGUUUGGAGAAGGAGAACAAAGAGUUGAGGAAGUUGGUGCUGCAGAAGGAUGACAAAGGCAUCCACCACAGGAAGCUCAAGAAAUCUCUGAUCGAUAUGUAUUCUGAAGUUCUUGAUGUCCUUUCUGACUAUGAUGCCAGCUACAAUACCCAAGAUCAUCUGCCACGGGUUGUUGUGGUUGGAGAUCAGAGUGCUGGAAAAACAAGUGUUCUGGAAAUGAUUGCUCAAGCACGAAUAUUCCCACGAGGAUCCGGUGAGAUGAUGACGCGCUCUCCAGUGAAGGUGACUCUCAGUGAAGGCCCUCACCACGUGGCCUUGUUUAAAGACAGCUCCCGGGAGUUUGACCUCACCAAGGAGGAAGAUCUUGCAGCGUUAAGACAUGAAAUUGAACUCCGGAUGAGAAAAAAUGUGAAAGAAGGUUGUACUGUUAGCCCUGAGACCAUAUCUUUAAAUGUCAAAGGCCCUGGGCUGCAGAGGAUGGUGCUGGUGGACUUGCCUGGUGUUAUCAACACUGUGACAUCAGGCAUGGCUCCCGACACAAAGGAAACUAUUUUCAGUAUCAGCAAAGCUUACAUGCAGAAUCCUAACGCCAUCAUCCUGUGCAUUCAAGAUGGAUCUGUAGAUGCCGAGCGCAGUAUUGUUACAGACUUGGUCAGUCAAAUGGAUCCGCAUGGAAGAAGAACCAUAUUUGUUUUGACCAAAGUAGACCUGGCAGAAAAAAAUGUAGCCAGUCCAAGCAGAAUACAACAGAUAAUUGAAGGCAAGCUCUUCCCAAUGAAAGCUCUGGGUUAUUUUGCUGUCGUAACAGGAAAAGGAAACAGCUCUGAAAGCAUUGAAGCUAUAAGAGAAUAUGAAGAGGAAUUUUUUCAGAAUUCAAAACUGCUAAAGACAAGCAUGCUAAAGGCACACCAGGUGACCACGAGAAAUCUAAGCCUUGCCGUGUCAGACUGCUUUUGGAAAAUGGUUCGAGAGUCGGUUGAACAACAGGCUGAUAGUUUUAAAGCGACUCGCUUCAACCUGGAGACAGAGUGGAAGAACAACUACCCCCGCCUGCGGGAGCUCGACAGGAAUGAACUAUUUGAAAAGGCUAAAAAUGAGAUCCUCGAUGAAGUCAUCAGUCUGAGCCAGGUUACUCCAAAGCACUGGGAGGAGAUCCUUCAGCAGUCCCUGUGGGAACGAGUGUCAACGCAUGUGAUCGAGAACAUCUACCUCCCAGCUGCCCAGACCAUGAACUCAGGAACAUUCAACACCACAGUGGACAUCAAGCUUAAACAGUGGACUGACAAGCAGCUUCCUAAUAAAGCAGUCGAGGUUGCUUGGGAGACCCUACAAGACGAAUUUUCCCGCUUCAUGACAGAACCCAAAGGAAAGGAACACGAUGACAUAUUUGACAAACUUAAGGAGGCUGUGAAGGAGGAGAGUAUCAAGCGGCACAAAUGGAACGACUUCGCAGAAGACAGCUUGAGGGUCAUCCAGCACAACGCUCUGGAGGACCGGUCCAUAUCAGAUAAGCAACAGUGGGACGCAGCCAUCUACUUCAUGGAAGAGGCACUUCAAGGUCGUCUCAAGGAUACUGAAAAUGCUAUUGAAAACAUGAUCGGGCCAGACUGGAAAAAGAGGUGGAUAUACUGGAAGAAUCGGACCCAAGAGCAGUGUGUUCACAAUGAAACCAAGAAUGAAUUGGAAAAGAUGCUGAAGGUUAAUGAUGAACACCCAGCUUAUCUUGCAAGUGAUGAGAUUACCACAGUCCGGAAGAACCUGGAAUCUCGAGGAGUCGAAGUCGAUCCAAGCCUGAUUAAGGAUACUUGGCAUCAAGUCUAUAGAAGACAUUUCCUAAAAACAGCUCUAAAUCACUGUAACCUUUGUCGGAGAGGUUUUUAUUACUACCAGAGGCAUUUUAUAGACUCUGAGCUGGAGUGCAACGACGUGGUCCUGUUCUGGCGAAUACAGCGCAUGCUCGCUAUCACUGCCAACACGCUGAGGCAGCAGCUGACAAACACCGAAGUUAGGCGGCUAGAGAAAAACGUUAAAGAGGUAUUAGAAGAUUUUGCUGAAGACGGCGAGAAGAAGGUUAAAUUGCUUACUGGCAAACGAGUUCAGCUGGCAGAAGAUCUCAAGAAAGUUAGAGAAAUUCAAGAAAAACUUGAUGCUUUCAUUGAAGCUCUUCACCAGGAGAAGUAGACGGUGUCAAAAUCCUGCUCAUGUUAACACCUCUGCAUACAUUUGAAGAACGAAAACUUCAGAGUCUUGUCCUGCCUCCUUUUCUCCUGUUCUACCCUUUUCAGUGCAAAAUAAAGUCAUAGGGUAAAAGUAAUGUAUGUGUGGUACAGGCACUUAACCCGCAGCUGCCGUGUGAGCAGAAGAACACUGGAAAUGGCAUCUACCUUCUGUGUGCUUGUGCUGACAGGAAACACUGGGAAAACAUAGUUGGCCUUGAGGCUUAGUCCUCAAAGAUAAGGAGGUGGCUCUCUCGGGCCUUAUCUGUGGUGGCACUAAUGCGACUCGUUAUGGGUGUUAUCAGACAUUUAGUGGUAGUUGCUUUGGAAUAAAAUGGUACUAUUUUAAAAGGCAUCACUUGUAUAUGACAAGACCACGGUACUGCUAAGCUGUCGUGUCUAUGGUGUUCUGUAUCCAGGAACGCUUUGGCUGUCGUAAUUCAGUUUGUGUUGACCACCUGAAGAAAGCUGGUUUAUAACAGAAUGCUUCAGGUGGGUUAGCUUGGGUUGGACAGGCCAGUGUACAUUCAGUGAAAAAAAUCCCCCGUCCAUUGCCAGCUUAGACACUCGCCCUGGAAGCCAGCCGCAGCAGCGUACAGUUAACUGCUGCUUUUACACUCUGUAUCCAUUUGCAAUUAGUUUGUUUUGAACAUUGUGUGCUCUUGGUCAGACUUUCUGGAACACUAGGUCUCCUGUUGACACAGCCAUUGGAUUAUGACACACAGUGCAGAAGACUAAAGGUCACCAGUUGUUGGAUUUUCUGUAGUGCGCUAUCAAAUGUCUGCACUAGGCAUCAGGGAGAGGCCACACACAGCCCUCAAGCACUAUUUUAGAUAAAAAUGGUUCUAACCAGUGGGAGAAUGUUCACCCAUCCCCUCUUAUGGCUGAAAAUUCUGUUUAAUCCAUUGCAGUUCAGUUAUUGUAAUAACUUCAUAGUAUUUUUGUGUGCUUUAUAUAAAAUUAUAUUUAUAUUAUAUUUAAAGCAAGCAAAGUGUUUCUCAGUUGCUCCCUCUUUCAUCAAGGCUUUCUGGUUCUGCUAGAAGCGUCCAGUGCUGCAGCUCUUAUUUACACUUAAUUUAUAACCAGAUUCCUUGGGAUUGUUUUUGUUUAUGACUCCCUCAAAAUCUGACAGUGUUUCAGAAACCAUGAAUUCAAUGAGUACUUUAUUUAAAUUAUCAGUAAGACGCUUAGGUAUAAUUCUCGGAGCUACAAGCAGCGUCCCUCAUUCCCUAGGAUGAGUGCUCAAGUUGUUUAGGUGUGGAACAAUGGUGAACAGAAGCUCUGAGAACCCUGCGCUGGUUCACACACCAUUAGGACAUGCUCCUAAGCCGGUGCUUCUCAACCUGUGGGCCAAGAGCACUUGGAGGGCCGCAUGUCAGAUACUAUGAUUUGUAACAGUAGCAGAAUUGCAAUUAUGAAGUAGCAACAAAAUAAUGUUAUGGCCAGGGUCACCACCACACAAGGAACUGGCUCAAAGGGUCACACAUUAGGAAGGUUGAGAACCACCGCUCUAAGCCGUGCUAGCCUGACUGGGGUGGAGGUCCUGGCUAAGGCCAGCAGGAGAAAUCUGCAGGUUUCUCCCAAGCAAAAGUCUUAUGUUAGGCAUCAAAUCUCUAUACUUUUUUUUAAUGGAAGAGAAUUUAUUUCUUUGAGGGGAUCAAAAUUUAAAACUUCAACCCAAAACUACAUUACCAAAAACCCCUGUCAUUCUUCACCCCAUGGGUUAUUUGUAACCUGGUCUCAUGCUAACUGUGCCCCCACCUGCUGAAAGCUGGGUGUUUAUGAAAUGCAGAAGUUAUGGAAGGAUAAAGUUGAGUCCCAGCAGCAGACCCUGUGUAUCAUGUCUGCAUUCAGGUGCUCAGUCUAGGCAAGUUAAAUUCUGACUGGACAGGAAACCGUUUGCAAAGAAUGGAGUGGGUGAAUUUUUCUUUUUUGAUACAAAAUUUUAUUUGGAGAACUAAGGGAUUUUUAAGAAGAUCAUAAGCAAAAUGACUUGGUCAGAAUGUCAAUUAUAAAUCCCUAGUGUUGACAGCAUGAACCACUGGAAGCAAGCCUCACACGCGGCAAGCUGCAGUUAGCUACGAGUGCAGCGUGCAGUCUGCCUUCCUCGUAGUCUCCCCUCCUCAGCGGCCGUUUCCUCCGUUUCCCAGGCUAUAGUCAGUGGGCUCCCCAGAUUACUCAGUGACCAAAUGGAAAGGGACAGUGUGAAAGUGAGCGAGGCUCCCUAACUGUAAAGUGUGGAAUGUCACAGGCAGGAUUCUGGCAGCAGAAGCAGGACAAUCAGGAGUUAAAGGCAAACCCGAGCUAUGCAGGGACACCCUGUCUCAAAAUCAAAAAUAAUGAAGAAAGAGUGUAGGCUCAGAAGGCAAACUUCUUAUCUAGUUAAUUUUGUAUUUAUUUAUUUCAGAUGUAUUUAUCUGGUAAACGUAUCUUUUCUUUCCGAUCAGUGAGAUGAUGGUACUGGUGUUAUCUCCAUCCUCUCCGCUGCUGUGUGGUAGAUUGUCUCACACUGUAGCAAAUGGAAAUGUGCUUGAAAAUGUGCUUUCCUUCUAAGCGAUCAUGGCCACUUGGUAUCUAAAUACUUCAAACGUAACCAUGUCUCCACUGUGCACUGUGAAUGGACUUUGUAUUAUUUUUAAACCUUACACUCGAUGUAAAUGUUACUAUAACUUAUAUCUGCCUGUGCUUGAUCUAAGGUCAUUUGUGUAGAUGGGUAAUUAAAGGAUACUGAAGUGACAUCAGAA